Thermothelomyces thermophilus ATCC 42464 is the source of this 922-nucleotide messenger RNA. RefSeq lists its product as uncharacterized. NCBI's taxonomy places the organism in Eukaryota, Fungi, Ascomycota, Sordariomycetes, Sordariales, Chaetomiaceae. The transcript is spliced from 2 exons. The record is from RefSeq and is a predicted model, not a curated record. Bases 94 to 777 code for a protein of 227 amino acids.
CUCUUCUGAAAUCAACCAACUUCUGCCACGUUCACCACAUCUCCAACCAUCAUACUAGAUCAUACUAGAAGAAACCAAAACAUCUAACACAAAAUGGCCCUCCCGCCCAGGCUGAAAGGCCAUCGCUACACCUUCCCGGAUGCCUAUACCUCGUCCUCCGAUGGGGCGGCCCCGGCUCUGCACACGCUCGAGAUCUACCUCGACUACGUCUGCCCCUUCUCAGCCAAGAUCUUCAACACGCUCGUCGAGUCGGUGAUCCCCUACGUGCGGCAGCGCCCGGAGCUGGCGUCGCGGCUGGAGAUCGUGCUGCGGCCGCAGAUCCAGCCGUGGCACCCGUCGUCGACGCUGGUGCACGAGGCGGCGCUGGCGGUGCAGCGGCUGACGCGGGACGACGCGACGGCGGAGCGGUUCUGGACCUUCCUGCGGGCCCUCUUCCGCGAGCAGAGGGCCUACUUCGACGAGGCCGUCGUCGACGAGCCCCGCAACCGGACGUACCGCCGCCUGGCCGAGCUGGCGCACCGGAGCAUCGGCGUGUCCGCCGACGAGGUGUACGCGCUGCUGGAGAUCAGGCCGACUACGGCCGGGGCCGGGGGUGACGAAGCCAGGAACGCCGGCAACCAGGUCACGGCGGACAUCAAGACCAUUGUCAAGAUCGCCAGGCUGACGGGCGUGCACGUCACGCCGACGGUGCUGCUGGAUAGCGUGGUGGUGGGAGAGAUCAGCAGCGGAUGGACAAGCGAACAGUGGCAGAAGUGGUUGGAUGCGAAUAUCCAGUGAAGUUAGUUUUGAAAGAGAUGAGAGAAAGGUCCGUUGAGGUGCGGGAUUAUUAGUCUGUUAAAUGGAUGGAGAUUCAGGCUGGGAAUGAUAAUUUCAAAUGCCUUCUCAUUUCUUUAUUCCUCCCGAAGUCUCACUAGCUAGCUGC